Gastrolobium bilobum is the source of this 2135-nucleotide messenger RNA. Its product is annotated as protein HIGH CHLOROPHYLL FLUORESCENCE PHENOTYPE 173, chloroplastic. The transcript is spliced from 13 exons. Lineage: Eukaryota; Viridiplantae; Streptophyta; Magnoliopsida; Fabales; Fabaceae. The record is from RefSeq and is a predicted model, not a curated record. The coding region runs from base 140 to 1900 and encodes 586 amino acids.
CACAGACCACUCAUAACUUUUGGUUUCAAGGUAUAACAAACCUAAACCUCGUCGGCGUUUUGCUCGUACUUAAAAAGCUUUUGCGGAAGCGCGUUCCCAAACACGAUAUUGGGAGAUUUGCGGCUUUGGCAUCUGAAUCAUGAGUGCCGCAGCGGCAGCAACAACAUCUAGUUGCAAUUUGUACUCAAAGAGUAAACUAUCCUCGAAUCUCCGAGGUUCUAUUUCUUUCCCAAAAAUCAGUCGUUUUCUGUCCUUCAAUAACGUUCGUCCAUGCCGCUCUUCUUGGUUGCUGCUAGCUCCCAGGGCUGCUGGCAAGAACGAAAAUGCCCAAAAUGACGGUGAUAAUGAAAAACGUGAGGUACAAAAGCAGCGUGUGCUACAGCAACCAUCUGUGUCGCUUAGCCUGGACGACGUGAACCCGGUGGGACUGGGUCGAAGAUCGCGGCAGUUAUUCGAUGAGGUUUGGCGUAAGUUCUCGGGAUUGGGUCAGAUAUCUAGGACCAUCCGCACCGAUGAUAAGGAGGCCCUUGAUGCCCUUCUCGUCCGGGAAGGUCCCAUGUGCGAGUUUGCCAUCCCUGGCGCUCAGAAUAUUACUGUGCUGGUUGUUGGUGCCACCAGCCGCAUCGGUCGCAUCGUUGUUCGUAAGCUCAUGCUCAGGGGUUACGCAGUAAAGGCUUUGAUAAGGAGGGCAGAUCAGGAGGUGGUAGACCUGCUUCCAAGGUCAGUAGAGAUAGUGAUUGGGGAUGUUGGUGAUCCCAGCACUGUAAAGGCUGCUGUAGAAGGCUGCAACAAAAUAAUAUAUUGUGCCACUGCCCGCUCUGCUAUCACUGGUGAUCUCUUCAGGGUUGAUCAUCGAGGAGUUUAUAAUCUAUCUAAAGCCUUUCAGGAUCACAAUAAUAAAUUGGCGCAAUUGCGGGCUGGGAAAAGCAGUAAAAGUAAGCUCUUGAUUGCCAAAUUCAAAUCUGCUUCUUCAUUGGAUGGAUGGGAAGUUCGUCAAGGAACUUACUUCCAAGAUGUAGUUACCACAAAAUAUGAUGGCGGGAUGGAUGCUAAAUUUGAGUUCACCGAGAAUGGAGAGGCUGUUUUCUCAGGGUAUGUCUUCAAUAGAGGAGGCUACGUGGAACUAUCAAAAAAGCUUUCUCUACCUUUAGGUUGUACUCUUGACAGGUAUGAGGGUCUGGUUCUCUCUGUUGGUGGCAAUGGAAGAUCUUAUGUAUUAAUUCUAGAAGCUGGUCCUGUGGUGGAUCCAAGUCAGAGUAGAUUGUAUUUUGCUAGAAUUAGUACAAAAGUGGGAUUUUGCCGCGUUAGAGUACCAUUUUCAUCAUUCCGCCCGGUGAAACCAGAUGAUCCAAUUUUAGACCCUUUUCUUGUACAUACAUUGACAAUACGCUUUGAGCCUAGAAGACAGAGGCCUGUCGAAGUAAAUGCGACAAUGAAGCAGGAUUUGAGAAGCUUUAAGCUUAUAUUGGAAUAUAUAAAAGCCUUGCCUACUGGGCAAGAAACCGAUUUUGUCUUAGUUUCAUGUUCAGGAUUAGGAAUUGAGCCUUCCAGACGAGAGCAAGUUCUUAAAGCCAAGAGGGCAGGUGAAGAUUCCUUAAGGAGAUCUGGCCUUGGAUACACAGUAGUUCGUCCUGGUCCCUUGGAGGAAGAACCUGGUGGGCAGCGUGCUCUAAUAUUUGAUCAAGGAAACAGAAUAUCUCAGGGCAUCAGCUGCGCUGAUGUGGCUGAUAUAUGUGUGAAGGCACUACAUGAUACAACUGCAAGAAACAAAAGCUUUGAUGUAUGUUACGAGUAUGUUGCUGAGGAUGGGAGGGAGCUUUAUGAGCUGGUUGCACACUUGCCUGACAAAGCAAAUAACUACUUGACACCUGCCCUUUCUGUCUUGGAGAAGAAUACUUGAUAGUCCCCUGUGGAGACAACAUACUUCCCAAAAUUUUAAUUAUAAAAUCGCUUCGUACUUUGUUCUACUUCUUCAUGACUGCCUCAGGUGGAAUGUAACUACUUUUCCUGUAUAUAUAUUCAUAUGCAACCCAAAUGUACGACUUGGGAAAUUAAAAAUUUAUAAAUUCCUCCUUUGAAAAUUGAAACAAUAAAAUAUAUGGCAUUGAAUGUACAAUUUGUCUCCUAGUGUUUGA